AUGUCGCAUUAUCCCCAAUCUCAACCACCUUACGGGGCUCCUCCCCAAGGCUAUCCCCAGAACGCCUACCAACAACAACCCCCAUAUCCUCAACAGCAAUACGGCGCACCUCAGGGCCCUCCACCACAAGGUCACUACCCACCCCAGGGCCAAUACGGCCAACCUCCGCAGCAGCAAGGCUACUACGGCGCGCCCUCGCCCCAACCACCAGCCGGAUACCAUGCACCCCCUCAACCUCCAGCUGGGUAUCACCACGCACCAUCACCACAACCGGGAUACGGCGCACCCCCACCAGGUCAAGCGCCCUACGGCCAAGGGCCGCCUCAAGGCUAUGCGCCACCCCCAGGACCGCCACCCAUGGGCGGUGCACCAGGCUACCCACCACAAGCCGGAUACGGCGCACCACCUAUGGGCUCGUAUGGCGCACCAGCAAUGCCCUCCCUCGGCUACGCACCCGGCCAAGUAGCACCAGGCGACUUCCGGCGCGAAGCGGACAUCCUACGCAAGGCAAUGAAAGGAUUCGGCACAGACGAGAAGGCACUCAUCCAAGUGCUAGCGCGUCUAGACCCGCUCCAGAUGGCCGCAGUACGCGCCACAUACUCGCAGCACAUCGGUCGCGACCUGCACAAGGACGUAAAAUCCGAGACAGGCGGGUAUCUAGGCCAGGGACUGUUAGCCGUGAUCGAGGGGCCAUUGAAUUACGAUGUGGAAUGUGCGCGUGAGUCGAUUGUAGGCCUUGGCACCAAGGAGUGGUUGAUGAAUGAUGUCCUACUUGGGAGAUCUAAUGCGGAUCUCAACGCUAUCAAGACAGCAUAUGAGCGCAAGUAUCAUCGUCAUCUCACAAGGGAUGUUGAGGACGAUCUAUCGAUGAAGACUGCUGUCUUGUUCAAGCGGGUUUUGGAGGCCAGAAGACAUGAGGAGUCCAUGCCUUGCAAUCCCCAAGAUAUCAGUGCUAAGGUUGCUGCUGUGCAUGCCAAGCAGAAGGAUCAGGCGCUUGAUAUUUUGGCGACUUCGUCGAAUGCGGAGCUUCGCGCCAUUGAUCAUGAGUUUAGCGCGAGGUAUCAUACUUCGUUGGAGAAGGUCAUUUUGAAGGACUACUCGGGUCAUAUGGAGAAGGCUUACGUGCAUAUGGUACGGACCGCGACUGAUCCGGCUAUGCGUGAUGCUAUUCUACUCGAGGAAUGCAUGGCGGGUAUGGGCACAAAGGAUGAGGCUUUGGUCACGAGGAUUGUGCGUUUGCACUGGAAUCGGGAUCACAAAGAUCAGGUCAAGCGUGCCUACCGUCAUAAGUUCAAGAAAGACUUGAUCCAGCGAGUGCGCGGCGAGACUUCUGGUGACUAUGAGCGCUUGAUGGUUGCUUUGUUGGAGUAG
Molecule: messenger RNA, 1371 nt
Organism: Penicillium pulvis
Lineage: Eukaryota; Fungi; Ascomycota; Eurotiomycetes; Eurotiales; Aspergillaceae
Exons: 2
Coding region: 1-1371 (456 amino acids)
Cellular component (GO): cytoplasm
Molecular function (GO): calcium-dependent phospholipid binding; calcium ion binding
Source: RefSeq, a predicted model, not a curated record